Molecule: messenger RNA, 4502 nt
Organism: Drosophila kikkawai
Lineage: Eukaryota; Metazoa; Arthropoda; Insecta; Diptera; Drosophilidae
Gene: Rgl
Product: Ral guanine nucleotide dissociation stimulator-like
Biological process (GO): positive regulation of GTPase activity; Ras protein signal transduction
Cellular component (GO): plasma membrane
Molecular function (GO): guanyl-nucleotide exchange factor activity
Source: RefSeq, a predicted model, not a curated record
UCGUCGGCGGUGGUUGUGUCGCGUGUCUCGAGCUCUGUCUCUCUGUGUGUGUGUCCCGCGCGCGUCUUACUACCCCCUUACUCCCCCCGGGCCACCAGCCGCGCGAAAAUCUCGAGAAACCCCCAAUUGUGAAUUUUUGUACAAUGUUUUUGUAAUUACAUGGAUGUAUCAUCUCAUGUUGAGAUUUUCAGCACAGCAAAUGAAAAUGCACGCGGGAUGCCGAAAUUCUGUGUUUAUGCGAGUGCAGAUAGUGCCUCGGAAGCAACAAUAACAAAAGAGAAACAAGAGGAAAAACGGAAAAAGCGAUAAAAAGUGAAAAUAAUAAAUAGUGAGGAAGGCGCUGUGAAGUGUAAUCCAGUCAGGAGCAGGGCACAGAAGGAGCCCAAAACGCAGACUAUUGAACGUAGUGCAACGAACCUUUACUUUCCUUCGCGGACCAAGGACUCACCGCUUACCAAGUAAUCGGUGAGCCAGUAACCACCACCCCACCAAGCUCCCUGACUCAUCCGUUGGCCAGGAAGAAGCUGAACCGCACAGCGGUAGCAGCGGACAGGCGGCCAUAGAAAAAGAGCAGCAGGAAUAUCGAUUUUACUCGCCCUUACACACACACUCUACCUACCUACCACCGCCCACUUCAAUGAACUGCACUUGGGCAAGAAAAACUGAAGGAAAAUCACAACACACAUUUAAAGGAGACGUGUAAAUUAAAGGAGGAACAAAGGAAAGCAGCAUCAGCGGAAAUCUCAAGAAUAUUUUUCAAGGAACAAAAGCCAAUCUCAAAUGAAUUUCACAAGUCGAGCCAACUGCAAAUGCCCGCAUAGCCAGAAGCACCAGCAGCAGAAGCCCGCUCUCAUCAAGAGUCACACCUGUGCCUACCAGCUCCAGGAUCUCAGUGGCUAUAACCGCGCCCUCAUGCCGCCGCUGGACAACACGGACUUUAGCAGCGCCUGGCGCCAGGUGAACAACAACACCUCCAGCCACUCCUGUGCCUACCAUCAGCAGAAGGAGCAGCAGGAGGACUUGAAGAAGCACUACCAUCACCAUACCUGUCCCAGGCAGCGGAAAAAGUCCUCGACGCCCCUUCCGCCCGUGGACAUGUGCCAACAGUCUAAGCAGCAGCAGCAACAGCGGAGAUCCCGCUCUGCCUCUGCCAAGCCACGCCGGAACAGUUCGUAUCACUCCUAUGACGACCUGGACGUCUCCUCGGCGGUGCUCAAUGCCGAACGGAAGGUAGUUGCCAGCCUUAAGUACCUGUGCGCCUGCACUGGCGCCACGCUAAGGAAUCUCUCCAAGAAGACCAAGGACCUGCACGCCAAAAACUAUACUUACACAAAGCCCACGUGGCGCCUUUGGGGCGAAGAGCACGAGAAGAAUGCAAUUUUCACCGUCUACCUGAAGAAGGUGCGCUACCACCGACCAACGCCCACGGCCAGCAAUGACUCUGAUGAUGAGAUCUCCCAUUUGGAGUGGGAGACAGUGCGAGUGCGCUUUGUGAAGGCGGCGACACUGGCCCGUCUGGUGGAGGCUUUGGCCACCGAUGACGGGGAGCUGGAGUCGACGUUUAUUAACGUGUUCCUGUCCACAUACCGCACCUUCUCCACGCCAAAGCAGGUGCUUAGUCUGUUGACGCAGCGCUAUGAUGCGCUGCACGAGAAGCACCUGGAGGAGCUGGAGCAGGCACAGGAGAGUGGCCAAUCCAUGGACCCUGCCUACGAUCCGCAUGCCUCCAUCCAUGAGCAGCACAAGAAAACGCUAGUCUCGGCGCUGCAUGUGUGGCUGGAUGGAUUUCCAGAGGAUUGGCAUGAGGACAACCUGCAGCAGAUCUUGGGCUUUGCCACCAAGCGACUGAAACGCUCCGACCUGCACAUCAAGGUGUUGAAUCGUCUAGAGCGGCUUAUUCGCCAGGCUUGUUAUGGAAAUGGCAGUGGCGGCGGCGGAGGCGGAGGUGGUGGCUUGGAGGGUAAUGGCCUUUCUUGGCUUUCUGCCGCAGGCUCACAGCCGGUGCAACAGUUUCUGAUUCCCACACACUAUGGCUCCUCGUACGACCUCACCGAUCAGUUUAAUGGUCUGUAUCUCUCGCCCAUGGGCCAUGGACCCAUCUACCGUGGACCCACACAUUUUCUGCAGGCCUUCCGCUUUCCCCACGUGCCCGUCCGGCACUUUGCCGAGCAGCUGACCCGCAUGGACACGGAGCUGUUCAAGCGUCUGAUACCCCAUCAGUGUCUCGGACACACGUGGGCGCGAAGGGAUAGCGGUGGAUCGGAGACAGUGGUGGCCACCAUUAAUCAGUUCAAUGCAGUGCUCUUCCGGGUGGUGUCCAGCAUCCUGAUAGAUCGGCUGAAGCCUCAGGAGCGCGCUCUAAACAUUUCACGAUGGAUUGACAUUGCCCAGGAGCUGCGCAUGCUCAAGAACUUUAGCUCGCUCAAGGCCAUCAUUUCGGCUCUGAACUCCAAUUCCAUCUACAGGCUUUCCAAAAUUUGGGAGGUUUUGCCCAAAGAGAGGAUGGAAGUCUUUACGGAGCUGGCGAGAAUUUGUUCGGAGGACAACAAUGCCUGGACCCUGCGAGAGGUGCUAAAGCGUGAGGGAACGGCCAAGAACCCGGAUCCAGGCAGCGAUCAGAGUGACCGGCACCUGCAGAAGCUUAUCCUUAACCUGGGCACUCAGACCUCACAUGGCACGAUACCCUACUUGGGUACCUUCCUCACCGACCUGACCAUGAUCCACACGGCCAAUCCCGACUACCUCACCGAGGACAAGUUGAUCAACUUUGACAAAAAACGCAAGGAGUUCGAGGUUCUGGCGCAAAUCAAGCUCCUCCAGGGCGCGGCCAACACUUAUAAUCUCCAGGCGGAUGCCCUCUUCGAUCACUGGUUCAACUCGAUGCCGGUCUUCGAUGAACGCGAAGCCUUUGAACUGAGCUGCAGGCUGGAACCGCCGCCGCCAGCUCCACGGAAAUCGGUGGUCAGCACGAAUACAUCGCUCACCAAUACCACCAACUCGUCGACGGCCUCGAUUAUGGGCCACCGGAAGACUGACUCCAUACACUCCAACUCGAGCAGCGGAGCAGGAUCACAGUUCUACUGCGAGCUGAACAGCAGCACUAGCUCCAGGCACAACUCCCUUGAUCGGGAUGCCCAUCACCAGCAUGCCUCCCUUAUGUCCGCCUCGAGCAGUGUAUCCAAUCUGUCGCUGGACUCCAGCAACUCCGGCGGUCGGCAGUCUGGUAAGUUGACACACUCGCAGUCCAUGGGCAACGGCUUAAAGUCCCACGGGAAUGGCACCACCACGAAUGGCGGCUCGCCGCACAUCAACGCCCAGCUGGUGCAGCCCUCAGGCGGUACUCCGCAAUCCGCGCCAGAUUUCUACAUCAUCCGGGUCACCUACGAAACGGACAACAUCGAGCUGGACGGAAUUGUGCUGUACAAGAGCAUAAUGCUAGGCAACAACGAGCGGACGCCGCAGGUAAUACGCAAUGCUAUGCUGAAGCUGGGCCUUGAGGACGAUCCGGACAGGUUCACCCUGGCGCAGGUGCUGCCCGACAAGGAGCUGGUCAUGCCCAAGAAUGCGAAUGUCUACUACGCGGUCAACACGAACUACAACCUCAACUUUAUCCUGAGGCCGCGCAAGGAAGAGGGCGUGGCGGGCAGCUAGUCCACAGCCGUGCCCUUGUCCCAACUGUGGUGUCUGGGAUACGAGGGCGAGGAGUGAGGAAGGGGGAUUAGUGAUUGUACAUAGCUAGAGCUCGACUCGUCCAUGACAAAAACUGGAUAUUCUACCUUAGUUAAGUUAUUUAUUCAAGGAGGAGAAAGGAGAGCAGAUGAAAUCAAUUCGAUUAGCGAUACCGAUUAUUUCGAUAAAUGGCUUUCGAUUUCAACCCCGUCAAUUAGUAAUUAUUGUAAUCUCUGAUUUCUCCCAGACCUAGAGCGGAAAACCAACCCAAAACAUAUAUAUUAUAUAGAGACUCUACUGGAAUAUUUGCUGAUAUUUACACACUCAAGAUACUAUAUAUUUAUGUAUAUGUACAUAUUAUAUGUAUACACAACCAUUGAUAUUCUAAAUGUGGUACAAUAAUUUUGAAUCUUGGAACAGAUAUUAAGUUAUAUCUGAACAUUACUUUGAGGAUUUUCCAAACACACACAAACUACAUAGCGUAUUUGUAUACAUGUUUUUACCCACUGUACGUGUAUUAAAAAUACAAAAUACAAAAUAUACAAUUAACGAUAAGUCCGAUGAGUGCACAAAAGCAGAUAAUGUUUUAUCGAUAACUUUAGCCGGUUAAGAAAUAUUGUAUUUGAGUUUUUGUAAGUAAUCUAUACUGAAAAGUAACGAGAGAAUGAAACAAUUAUACAUUUACGGUCUAUAUUAAGGAUCUGCUUAGAUUUAUACAUACUAAAUAUGCUAAACUGAAGUAAGAAACGAAGAAAAACAGAUUGAUAUUGUAAAUAAAUAAAUGAAAUUGCGAUAGUUUGUGUUCUUCUGCAAAUAAAUUGUAACUAAAGAAA